Molecule: messenger RNA, 1666 nt
Organism: Scheffersomyces amazonensis
Lineage: Eukaryota; Fungi; Ascomycota; Pichiomycetes; Serinales; Debaryomycetaceae
Exons: 1
Coding region: 41-1390 (449 amino acids)
Molecular function (GO): RNA binding
Source: RefSeq, a predicted model, not a curated record
AGGAACGCAAUCAAUUCAGCAAAGAAAGGAGGUAUUCACAAUGGCUAAAUCAUCAUCAAAGCAAGUGACCAAGAAGGUUACCAAGAAGGAAAGUGCUAAAUCCAAGAAAGUAGAAGCUAAGAAGGAAGAAUCUUCCUCUUCUGAAGAAUCCAGCUCAUCAGAAUCAUCUUCAGAUGAAGAAAGCUCAUCUUCUGAUGAUUCUUCUGACUCAGAAUCUGAAGAAGAAAAGGUAGAGAAGAAAGAAAAGAAGGAAGAAUCCUCCGAUUCAGAAUCUGGUUCUAGUUCUGAAUCCGAAUCUGACGAUGAAUCUUCAUCUGAUGAAGAAGAAGAAGUAAAGAAGGUUGAAAAGAAGGUUGAAAAGAAGGAAGAAUCAUCCGACUCUGAAUCUGGAUCUGAUUCCGAUUCUUCUGACUCUGACUCUGAUUCUGAUUCUUCUGACGAAGAAGAAGAAAAGAAAGAAACCAAGAAGGAAACUAAGGCUGAUAGCUCUGACUCUGACUCCGACUCUAGCUCUGAUUCCGAUUCAGACUCAGACGAUGAAUCUUCCUCUGAUGAAGAAGAAGAAGAAGAAGAAAAAGAAGAAAAGACAUCCAAUAAGCGUAAAGCAGAAGAAGAAGCUGAAGAAGAACCAGUUAAGAAGGCUAGAACUGAUGAAGAACCAGCUACUUUAUUCGUUGGUAGAUUAUCAUGGAACAUUGACGAUGAUUGGUUAAAGAGAGAAUUCGAACCAUUAGGAGGUGUUAUUGGUGCUAGAGUUAUGAUGGAAAGAGCUACUGGAAAAUCUAGAGGUUAUGGUUACGUUGAUUUCGACAGUAAAUCUGCUGCUGAAAAGGCAUUACAAGAAUAUCAAGGUAGAGAAAUUGACGGUAGACCAAUUAAUUUAGAUUUAUCUACUGGUAAGCCUCAUGCAUCAAAGAGUAACGAUAGAGCUAAACAAUAUGGAGAUACUCCAUCUGCUCCAUCUGAUACUUUAUUCAUUGGUAACUUAUCUUUCAAUGCUCAAAGAGACAGCUUAUUUGAAAUCUUUGGUGAAUAUGGUAGUGUUAUUUCAUGUCGUGUUCCAACUCAUCCAGAUACUCAACAACCAAAGGGUUUCGGUUAUGUUCAAUUCUCAAGUGUUGAUGAAGCUAAAGCAGCAUUAGAAGCCUUAAAUGGUGAACUCAUUGAUGGUAGACCAUGUAGAUUAGAUUUCUCAACUCCAAAGGAAAACACCGGUGGUAACAGAGGUGGAUUCCAAGGUGGAAACAGAGGAGGCUUCCAAGGUGGUAACAGAGGUGGAUUCCAAGGUGGUAACAGAGGUGGAUUCCAAGGUGGCAGAGAAAGAUCAUUCUCUCCAAGACCAGCUCCUGCAUCAACUGGAUUCAAAGGUACCAAAAAGACUUUUGAUUAAACAAUAAGGGAUCAAACCUUUUUAUAAUUUUCGUUGCAUAUUUGUAAAUACCUGUGAUCUGAUAAAGGAGACACAGAGAAAACAAUUCCAAUUAAUCAGACAUAUUGCUUUGAGUUGAGUAGUUGCAAAUAUUUUUUCAUUUUUAUUUAAAAGAGACAACUGCGAAAAAAACAACCAGGGCCAAAUUUUUCUAUAAUAAUUCUAAUAUAGAUUGUACAGUAGUGGUAUAACAAAAAGACAAUACUUUCGUUAUUAAUACACAUUUUUCAGUUUAAA